GUGCAGCAGGUGGUUGUUUGGGAUUUAUUUAGCACCAGCAAAGCCUCCCAGUCAACUGAGAACUUCCUGAGGCUCGGACCAGAACCGGAUCAGAACCGGACCUGCCGAGCCCGUCAGAACUUGGCCCGGGUCUCCAGGAGGUUCUGGACGUUUCUCUGGGUCAGGACAUGGACGGACUCUGAUCCGGAACCAGCUGCAGGCCGCUGCUGGCCGCCGAUGGAGACGCGGUCGCCAUGGAAACGUUGCAUCCACCUGACUCUGCUGCUGAUUCAGCUGCGUUUACCUGAAGUGGGAGCUUCCUGUCGGAUCCUGAGGUGUAACUCUGAGUUUGUUGCUGCGACCGUCCACCUGAGCGGCGGCGGCGGCGCAGCGCUCAGCAGCGACUCGGCGUACUGCGGCGCCCUGCGCUCCUACAGCCUGUGCACCAAGCGGACGGCGCGGCCGUGCCGCGGAGACCUGGCCUACCACUCAGCGGUGCAGGGCAUCGAGGACCUGCUGAUCCAGCACCGCUGCCCGCGGGCGGGGCCCACGGCCCGGCCCUGGCCCCGCCCACAGGGCGCCGUGUUGGGGGACGCCUGCCUCUACGAGCGGAGCUUCGUCAGCAGGGAGGGCCGCGCCCCGGAGUACCGGCACUGCAGCGUGUUCGGAGACCCGCACAUCCGAACCUUCGGCGACGACUUCCACACCUGUGCUGUGCAGGGGGCGUGGCCUCUCAUCGACAACGACUACCUGUAUGUGCAAGUCACCGGCGCGCCAGCCAGUCAGGGGACGCACCACACUGUUGUCACCAAGAUCACCAUCAUCUUUAAGAGCUGGCGGCAGUGUACCGACCAGCAGCUGUACCAGGCGGAGCUGGACGACGUUCCCGCUGCCUUCGCCGACGGCUCUCAGUGGAGCGGCGAGCGACGGGGCCGCCGCGUCCUGACGGUGCGGACCGACAGUCCCGGCCGGCACGCCGAGAUCCGGGCGGCGUACAUCGGUACGCUGCUGGUGGUGCGGCAGAGCGGCCGCUCGCUCGGCCUGUCCGUCCGCUCGCCCCGCGGCGUCCUGGAGGCUUUCCACCCGGAUCACGACCUGCAGCUGUGCGUGUGGGGCUGCCCCGCCUCCUACAGGGUGGACGCGCUGCGCCCGCCGCCGCUGCCGCACGCGGCCGGCGCCGCGGAGGCUCACUGCGCCGCGCUGCUUCCCACGCGGGACGUCUACUACCACGCAUGCGUGUUCGACCUGACCGCCAGCGGAGACCUGAACUCCAGCGGAGCCGCGGUGGGCGCCCUGCAGGACGCCCGCAGCAUGACCGGCAGCGGGCAGGGCGUCCACCUGCUGCCCGCUGCUGCUGCGGGACCAGCGGGGCCGCAGCCGCCGCUGCUGCCGCUGCUGCCGCUCAGCAUGCUGGGAGUUCUGGGCGGGGCCUGGAUCACCUGCCGCUAGUUACGUUCACUCUAAUUUUUUGAGAUAAAAAAAGAAGUACUUUUAUGAGUAAUUUUACAACUGUAUACUUUUGACUUUCACGUGAGUGAUUCCAUUAUGAAGCAUCAAACUUCCGGAUCCUCCACUGUGAUGACGUCACUGAAUGAAGAACAAACUCAUCUUCAUGGACACCAUUUGUAAAAUUACACAUCAAGUUAAAAAUUUACCACAAAAGUUUAGUUUCACCAUGCUUAAUUUGUUACUAAAUACGUAUCGAAAUAAAUAUUUAAUUUGGAGGUAAAUAUUUAACUUUUAAACUAAAUAUUUUAUUUGAUUGCUAUAUAUUUAGUUUUGAAAGUAAACUACAUGUCUGGUUUGUGAAUUAAAUAUUUAGUCUGGAGUAAAAUGACUGAAAUAUAACUUUAAAAAAUGAACAUCUUUUUCCUCUCUAACAGACUAAAUAAAUCAAGUUUUUGCUGUUAGUUUUUUAGUGUAACUUUUCAAACGGCGCCUCGUUUCAACCAAACAUCCAUCAGAAUCAGAUUUAUCAUCAGUUUCUGUUCAAGUUUUAUUUUGAAAGAAACAGAUUUGGAAAAAAUGUUUCUCUUGCUUGAGUUUUGUUAUUUUCUUGUUAUUUAUAUAAAUUAUUGUCAAUCUGGUUUUUAAAAUCUCAAAAUGUUCUCCGAACUUUAUAUUUUGGUUUGUCUGAUUAUGUAAGUUGUUAGUAUGAAAUGAUGUUCUGUUCAGUGACUCAGAACUGAAAAGGUUUUUCAGUUUUCAUGGAGACUCGAACAUCUCGGCUUCAGGACAGUUUCCAGGGGGUUUGUUUUAUAAAACGAUACGUCUGCGUCUCAUCAACCAAACGUUCACUGUCAGUGACUCAAACUUCAGCUGCUCUCCCCUCUGUGCUCCAGUUUUGGUUCUGCAGGAUCCAGUCGGACCUUUAGACCAGCAGAACAUUAAGGAAACAGCUUCAAAUGGUUGUUUUUGUUUUUCUGCAACAAGCUGAUGCAAAAACAAGAAAAGAAUUUCAUGAUGAGUUGGAAAACAGACUAAAAUGAUUGAUUGAUUUAUUAUUUUCCAAAGGCAGCUCUAAGCAAAAAUAGUUUUUGAACUUUGAUUUAAAGGAGAGCCGGCCUGAUUUCUCCUUCUAAAUACAUUUUGUUUUGAACUGGAGCCUUGGUGAGCAGGAAAGUUGAAUUUAGUCUCAGUCUGUCCAGUUUUCUUUAUUCUCUCUUACAGUUUUAAUCUCUACUCUUCAGGUUUUGUGGUACAUUUGCUGAACAGAGUCAUGAACUUUCUGCUAACCAGUUUCAUGAAUCCACCAUUUUUUACUCCAAGUUAAAUGUUGCCAAAGUUACAAGUAACCAAAUAAAAAUAUUUGAUUUUUGGUUAAAUUAACCCUCACAAUAUGUUGAUAUGACAUCCAGGCUGUUUUGCUAGCAGUAGCAUUCUGCUAAUGUUAGCUUAUGUGCUAACUUCUAGUCAUAACCAUGUACUGCAUGUUUUGAAUAUCAUUAUUACAUAAACGGCUUAACGUUGUGUCUGCCAUUUUUAUUUUGUUGAACACAUGAUUCAAAUGUAUUCAGUGAUGUUCUUAGCAUUAGCAUUGGCUAGCAUUGGCUAGCUUGCUAGCUAAAAUGCCUCAUUCAUUUUGUGGCGACAUUUUCUGACUAACGUGAAGAUAGAUGGACGUGUCUGUAAUUCCUAACAUCUCUUAGUCAAUCUGUGCUGCAUAAUCUCAACUAACUGAAGAACCAGAACAAAAAGCAUCUCUUGUUUGACAUUGAUUGUAUUUAUUGAAUUAUUCUGAUCAGAAUAUGAAUGCAGAUAUCUUAAAUUAUCAGUCAGAAUCAAGAAAAUGUAGAAAAUGUAAUUACAGUCAGAUGAAACUGAUUUCACCUUAAAACUGCCUGACAGGUAUAAGACUCAAUGUUUCAGCAGUUUUGCAGUUUUCUGGAUGUUUGGUGGUUCUGGUACAAAUUGUUUCUAUUUACAAUUAAGUUUAUUUGGAUCUUGUUUUGUGGAAGCUUGAAUGUAACAAAGUGAUUUACUGCAUUCGAUGAUCAGUUCAUGAGGAGAGAUAUAGGAGAGGAAGUGGUGGGAGAGAAUUCAUCAUUAAACCUCGGACGAAUUUCUGAUUUUCUUUGAAAAGGAAAACUUUCAUCACAGCGACCGACUUCCAGGCCCAGAAGAGGCCUAAGUCCCGCCUGCAGAGACCUGCCACUGACCUGUCUGGGAAAUCAAACGUGUCAGACAUUUACAGUAACAUGCAUCCUGCAAGAAGCUCCAGAUAAAUUAAAGCUGAGUCAUGAAAAUAAGAAGAAAUUUAUUACUAAUCUGGCCAUUAUUGAUGUCUUUGUGUAAAUUUGUCAGAGGAUCUGAAUGUCAAUAAAGCUUAAUUCACCAUAAUAAGAA
This is a messenger RNA of Gambusia affinis (western mosquitofish), 3825 nucleotides long. It is a transcript of the gene hjv, whose product is annotated as hemojuvelin BMP co-receptor. Gene Ontology annotation, molecular function: coreceptor activity. The record is from RefSeq and is a predicted model, not a curated record. Gene Ontology annotation, biological process: BMP signaling pathway. Gene Ontology annotation, cellular component: plasma membrane. The coding region runs from base 217 to 1428 and encodes 403 amino acids. Lineage: Eukaryota; Metazoa; Chordata; Actinopteri; Cyprinodontiformes; Poeciliidae. The transcript is spliced from 4 exons.